AUGGAUAAUACUAGAAAAGUAAUAAAAGACUUCAAAAUCCUCCGUGACUUGAGCUACGAACAAGUUCGUGACAAAAUAAUGUCAAGGGAGUUAUCUGUUAACACGGUGGUAAAAGUUUUUGAGAAAGAUCGAAUGAAAGUUCCGCAUUUAAAAUUAUUACCACUGACCGGACCCGAAAAAAAUUUUUUCGAAUAUACUAUUCUUCACUUGGCUCUUCAUGUAGACGACGAUAAUUUCGUAGACUUCCUCCUGGAGAACAAUGCCGACACGAAGCUGAAGACAAAACAUUUGGCACCGGUAAUUUUAUGGGCGAUAAGUUUAAACCGUUUGAAGUACGUGAAGAAAUUAGUGACAGCUGGAGCUAUUGUCAAUCAGGUUAUCAGUGUAGAAGACACAUAUGAGAGUUAUUGUGAUAGGCUUAAUAAUGAAGAUCAUUAUAAUGAUCAUCUGCCUCAUGAUGAGUACACACCUCUGGAAUUUGCUGUCAAUCUAAAUGCAUAUGAGAUUGCUGAAUUUCUCAUCAGCCAGGGCGCUGAUGUUCACGGGAGAGAUUUCAAUGGUGAAGACUCGCCGAUGGGUAUCGCUGCUUUGGCAAACAACGUAGAAAUGUUGAAAUUGCUGAUCAAACAUGGCGCUAAUAUUAAUGCUGGAGACAUCAAUGGUGUGACUCCUCUGAUGAAAGCAGCUAUUGAAAACGAUAACUUAGCAAGUCGCAGGUUUUUGCUGAGUCAACCUGUUAUAGAAAUAAAUUCCCUGACUAAUGACAAGAAGAGAUCUUGUCUUCAUUUUCCAGAGCCUUGGUACAUUGAGUAUCAAACUUUUAAUCCUGAGUCUAGUCUUUAUGAUCUUCUGGAUGCAGGUUGUGAUAUCAAUAUUGUGAGCGAUGAUGGCAAAUUACCGAUUGAUAGCUAUGAAGACAAAAUAUUGUUCUUCGAGGUUAUGAAGAUGCAUAUUGUUAAGCUGAUGGCGGCUGGCUUUUACGUCUGCGAUGGUAAUAAAAAAGUUGUUUCAGGAAGUAAAUUAAGAAAUUUCAGAGUUAAAUGUGAUAUGGAAGUUGAAGUCAUGAAGAAUACUAACGGAAUAAUGGCUGGAUUUUCCUUGCUUGAUAUACUGCACAGAUCUUAUCACAAACUGGCGCUGAGGAUCAAGGAUGGAGAUGAAAAUAAGUUUGACGACAAAAUGGCGGCCAAGUUUCCUCUGUACGCAGGAAUGAUUAAGUAUCGCUUGGAAAAAGCUGGUCAGCGAAGAAAAUUGUUCAAUCAAGUGGAAAAUAUUCUCUAUGAAGUUUUUUCUAGAUAUCUUCCUGCUACUUUUAUUCAUGAAAUGUUUUUUUAUUUUAGUAACUCUGAAUUGACCAUGAAUAAUACCAGAGAAGAAAUAAAAAACUUCAAAAUCUUUCGUGACUGGAACUACGAACAAGUUCGUAACAUUAUAAUGGCAAAAGAGUUAUCUGUCAACACGGUAGUAAAAAUUUAUAAGAGAGAUCGAAUUAAAAUUUCAAGUUCAAAAUUCUUACCACCAACCGGAACCUGCCAAUCUUUCUUCGAAUAUACUAUUCUUCACUUGGCUCUUUAUGUAGAUGACGAUGAAUUUGUAGACUUUCUCCUGGAGAACAAUGCCGACACCAAGCUGGAGACAGAACAUUUGGCAGCGGUAAUUUUAGCGGCGAUAAGUAUGAAUUGCUUGGAUUAUGUGAAGAAAUUAGUGGCAGCUGGUGCUGAUGUCAAUCAGAUUAUUUGGGUAUGCACUACGUAUGAGAGAGACAGUGAGAAAUUUAAUGAUGAAAGUAGUCAUCAUCGUUAUUAUGAUGAGUAUACACCUCUGGAAUUUGCUGUCAAUCUGAAUACAUAUGAGAUUGCUGAAUUUCUCAUCAGCCAGGGUGCUGAGGUUCACCGAAAAGAUGGCAAUGGCGGAGACUAUGACGACUCGCCGAUACACAUCGCUGCUUCGUGUGAUAACGUAGAAAUGUUGAAGUUGCUGAUCAAACAUGGCGCUGAUGUUAAUGCUGGAAACAACCUUGGAUUGACUCCUCUGAUGAAAGCAGCUGCUGAUGACUAUAACCCAGAAUGUCUUAGGUUGUUGCUAAGUCAAUCUUCAAUAGAAAUAAAUUCUUUGACUGAUGAUAACAGAUCUUGUCUUCAUUUCCUUGGGGCUCUGGGCAUUGUAGAUAUUGAUCCUCAUUGUAGUCUUCAAGAUCUUCUAGAUGCAGGUUGUGAUGUCAAUAUUGUGAGCGAUCAUGGCGAGUUACCGAUUGAUACCUAUGGAGACAAAGAAACGUACCGUGAGGUUAUGAAGAAGCAUAUUGUUAAGCUGAUGGCGGCUGGCUUUUACAUAUGCGAUAAGAAUAAAGAAGUUAUUUCAGGAAGUGAAUUUAGAAAAUUUAGAGUUGAAUGUGAUACAGAAGUUGAAGUCAUGAAGAAUACUCACGGAAUAAUGGCUGGAUUUUCCUUGUUUGAUAUACUUCACAGAUCUUAUCACAAAUUGGCGCUGAGGAUCAAGGAUGGAGAUGAAGAUAAGUUUGACGACAAAAUGGCGGCCAAGUUUCCUCUGUACGCAGGAAUGAUUAAGUAUCGCUUGGAAAAAGCUGGUCAACGAAGAAUAUUGUUCAAUCAAGUUGAAAAUAUUCUCUAUAAAAUUUUUUCUAGAUAUCUUCCUGCUACUUUUAUUCAUGAAAUAAACUUUGAAUUGAUCAUGGCAAAUUGUAGAGAAAUAAUAAAAGACUUUAUAAUCUAUCGUAACUUGUCCUACAAAGAUGUUCGUGACUCACUAAUGUCAAACAAGUUACCUGUCGACAUAGAAGUAAAAAUUUAUGAAAGAGAUCGGAUUAAAAUUCAAAACUUAAAAUUCCUACCCCGAUACGGACGCCGCAAAGAAUAUUUCAAAUAUACUAUUCUUCACGUGGCUCCUCAUGUAGACGACGAGGAAUUGGUAGACUUCCUCCUGAAGAAUAAUAUCCUAACGAAGCUGAUGGGGACAGAAGAUUUGAAAACGGUAAUUUUAUCGGUGAUGUGUGCAAAAAACUUGAAGUACAUAAAGAAAUUAGUGACAGCUGGUGCUGAUGUCAAUCAGAUUAUUGAUGUAAAAUAUUCACAUAAUAAGGAACAAGUCGAUUGGCUUCAUGAUAUAGGUUAUAAUUAUAUGUAUCAUAUCGAAUAUACACCUCUGGAAUGUGCUGUGAAUAUAAAUGCAUAUGAGAUCGCUAAAUUUCUCAUCAGCCAGGGUGCUAAUGUUCACGGAAGAGAUGAAAAUGAUGGGGACCUUCACGACUCACCAAUGGCUAUCGCUGCUUCGUCAAAUAACGUAAAAAUGAUUGAAUUGCUGAUCGAAAAUGGCGCUGAUAUCAAUAUUAGAGAUGAUAAUGGUUUGACUCCUCUGAUAAAAGCAGCUCUUGUUAACAGUAAUUCAGAUAGUCGCAGAUUUUUGCUAAGUCAACCUGUUAUAGAAAUAAAUUCUCUGACUAAUAACGGGAAUUCUUGUCUCCACUUUCCAUUUAUUUGGAAUAGCUCUAAUGGUGAUCCUGUGUCCAGUCUUGAAGAUCUUCUGGAUGCAGGUUGUGAUAUUAAUAUUGUGAACAGUCGUGGCAAGUUACCAAUUGAUACCUAUAAAGACAAAAGAAGGUGCCGUGAGGUUAUGAAGAAACAUAUUGUUAAGCUGAUGGCGGCUGACUUUUACGUCUGCGAUAGGAAUAAAGCAGAAGCUGUUUCAGAAAGUGAAUUAGAAAACUUUAGAGUUGAAUGUGAUGGAGAAGUUGAAGUUAUGAAAAAUACUUAUGGAAUAAUGGCUGAAUUUUCUUUGUUUAAUAUACUGCACAAGCCUUAUCACCAAAUGGCGCUGAAGUACAAAGAUGGAGAUGAAGAUAAGUUUGACGACAAAAUGGCGGCCACGUUUCCUCUGUACGCAGGAAUGAUUAAGUAUCGCUUGGAAAAAGCUGGUCAGCGAAGAAAAUUGUUCGAUCAGGCUGAAAUUAUACUCAAUCAAAUUCUUUCUAGAUAUCUUCCUGCUACUUUUAUUUAUGAAAUUAACUUUGAAUUGAUUGAAAAUGUUCUCUAUAAAAUUUAUUCUAGAUAUCUUCCUGCUACUUUUAUUCAUGAAAUGUUUUUCUAUUUUAUCAUGAAUAAUACCAGAGAAGAAAUAAAAACCUUCAAAAUCUUUCGUCAGUCGAACUACGAACAAGUUCGUGAAAAAAUAAUGUCAAAGGAGUUUUCUGUCAACACAGUGGUAAAAAUUUAUGAGAAGGAUCGAACUAAAAUUUCAAGAUCAAGAUUCUUACCGCUAACCAGAGACGGAGGAUUUUUUUUCGAAUAUAGUAUUCUUCAUUUGGCUGUUUAUCUAGACGACGAUAAUUUCGUAGACUUCCUCCUGGAGAACAAUGCCGACACGAAGCUAGUGACAAUAGAUUCGGCACCGGUGAUUUUAUCGGCGAUAGGUUUGAACCGCUUGAAGUACGUGAAGAAAUUAGUGACAGCUGGAGCUAUUGUCAAUCAGGUUAUCAGUGUAAUAGACACAUAUGAGGGAGGAAGUGAUUGCUAUAGUUAUGGAGGUUAUCAUUGCUUUAAUUAUACUGAGUAUACACCUCUGGAAUUCGCUGUCAGUCAGGAUUCAUAUGAAGUUGCUGAAUUUCUCAUCAGCCAGGGCGCUGAUGUUCACGGAAGAAUUGGCAAUGAUGGAGAAUCUGCCGACUCACCGAUGGGUAUUGCUGUUUCGUCAAAUAACCUACAAAUGAUUAAAUUGCUGAUCAAACACGGGGCUGAUAUUAUUAUUAGAGACGAGAAUGGUUUGACUCCUCUGAUGAAAGCAGCUCUUGUUAACAGUAAUUCAGCAAGUCGCAGGUUUUUGUUAAGUCAUCCUUUUAUAGAAAUAAACUCUCUGACUGAUGACAAGAGUUUUUGUCUUCACUUUCCAGAUAUUUGGGAUGACACUGGUGAUCCUGCGUCUAGUCUUGAAGAUCUUCUGGAUGCAGGUUGUGAUAUUAAUAUUGUGAACAGUCGUGGCGAGUUACCAAUUGAUACCUAUAAAGACAAAAGAAGGUGCCGUGAGGUUAUGAAGAAACAUAUUGUUAAGCUGAUGGCGGCUGACUUUUACGUCUGCGAUAGGAAUAAAGCAGAAGCUGUUUCAGAAAGUGAAUUAGAAAACUUUAGAGUUGAAUGUGAUGGAGAAGUUGAAGUUAUGAAAAAUACUUAUGGAAUAAUGGCUAAAUUUUCUUUGUUUGAUAUACUGCACAUAUCUUAUCACAAACUGGCGCUGAGGAUCAAGGAUGGAGAUGAAGAUAAGUUUGACGACAAAAUGGCGGCCAAAUUUCCUCUGUACGCAGGAAUGAUUAAGUAUCGCUUGGAGAAAGCUGGGCAACGAAGAAAAUUGUUCAAUCAAGUUGCAAAUAUUCUCUAUAAAAUUCUUUCUAGAUAUCUUCCUGCUACUUUUAUUUAUGAAAUUAACUUUGAAUUGAUCAUGGACAAUCUCAGAGAACAACUAAAAGAAUUUAAAAUUUUCCGUAAAAUGAGCUACGAAGACGUUCGUGACUCAAUAAUGUCAAACGAGUUAUGUGUCAAUACGGUGGUAAAAAUUUAUAACAGUGAUCGAAUGAAAAUUCCUAUUAGUUCAGAAUUCUUACCGCCAACCAAACCCAAUGAAUAUUUUUUCGAAUAUACUAUUCUUCACCUGGCUCUUUAUGUAGAUGACGAAGAAUUCGUAGACUUCCUUCUGAAGAACAAUGCCGACACCAAGCUGGAGACGGAACAUUUGGCACUGGUUAUUUUAUCGGCGAUUCGUUUAAACCGGUUGAAGUACGUGAAGAAAUUAGUAGCAGCUGGUGCUAAUAUCAAUCAGUCUAUCCGGGUAAAAGACACAUAUGAGAAACAUAGUAAUAGGCUCAAUACUGAUGAAGGUAAUAAUGAUACUCAUGGUUAUUAUAAUUGGUAUACACCUCUGGAAUUUGCUGUCAAUCUAAAUGCAUACGAGAUCGCUGAAUUUCUCAUCAGCCAGGGUGCUAAUGUUCACGGAGAAGAUUACAGUGGAGAGUUUGACGACGCGCCUAUGAGUAUUGCUGCUGCGUCAAAUAACGUAGAAAUGAUUAAAUUGCUAAUGAAACAUGGCGCUGAUAUAAAUGUUAGAGACAUAAAUGGUUUGACGCCUCUGAUGAAAGCAGCUCUUAAGGACGAUAACUCAGCAAGUCUUAGGUUUUUGCUGAGUCAACCUUUUAUAAAAAUAAAUUCGCUGACUCGUGACAAGUGCUCAUGUCUCCAUUUUCCAGAGCCUUGGUACAUGAUGAAUGUCCCUGUUGAUCCUGAGUUUAAUCUUCAAGAUCUUCUGGAUGCAGGUUGUAAUGUCAAUAUUUUAAACAGUCACUGUGAGUUACCGAUUGAUACCUAUGAGGAGAAAGAAAAUUGCCUUGAGGUUAUGAAGAAGCAUAUUGUUAAGCUGAUGGCGGCUGGCUUUUACGUCUGCGAUAGAAAUAAAGAAGCUGUUUUAGAAAAUGAAUUAAGAAACUUCAGAGUUGAAUGUGAUACAGAAGUUGAAGUCAUGAAGAAUACUUAUGGAAUAAUGGCUGAAUUUUCCUUGUUUGAUAUACUGCACAUAUCUUAUCACAAACUGGCGCUGAGGAUCAAGAAUGGAGAUGAAGAUAAGUUCGACGACAAAAUGGCGGCCAAGUUUCCUCUGUACGCAGGAAUGAUUAAGUAUCGCUUGGAAAAAGCUGGUCAGCGAAGAAAAUUGUUCAAGCAAGUGGAAAAUAUUCUCUAUGAAGUUUUUUCUGGAUAUCUUCCUGAUACUUUCAUUCAUGAAAUGUUUUUUUAUUUUAGUAACUUUGAAUUAAGUAAAUUAGAAGGAAAUUAA
Cotesia congregata is the source of this 6828-nucleotide messenger RNA. The record is from the annotation of a GenBank genome assembly. Lineage: Eukaryota; Metazoa; Arthropoda; Insecta; Hymenoptera; Braconidae.